UUGUGUGUGGCUUCAGGAUGGAAUUUGUGAUGCUGUCUGGUGGGGUUUUUAUACAAGUUGGGUCUUGGUUGCUGCAAAGGUAAGGGGAGCGUUGGAAGUGGUGGAGUUGAUAUGCGAAGAGGAUUGCGCGAUGGAAAAGUUUGUGUCGCAUUGUCUCACGUUGUGAGAAGAAGAAAAGAAUGCGAUCGAUUAAAUUGUGAUCUGGUGAAAAGAAGAAAGGGUACGCACGUAGCAAUGAGAGAGGUUGAGAGAGCGUGUUCAUGAUAUCACAAUCUUUUAGAGAUAGGCACAUACACAGAUGGUAAUGGAUGUUGAAUAUAAGUUUGCAAUGUACAAAAAGACAAAGUAGAAAGAGAUC
Bipolaris maydis ATCC 48331 is the source of this 358-nucleotide messenger RNA. The record is from RefSeq and is a predicted model, not a curated record. NCBI's taxonomy places the organism in Eukaryota, Fungi, Ascomycota, Dothideomycetes, Pleosporales, Pleosporaceae.